UGGGUACUGUGCGUGAUAUAUUAGAUUUCAGCCCUUCGUAAGUUGGCCACUGCGACAAUGGGCCAAACGGCGGCUUAUAAAAGAGGUCUGCGUCCAACUCUUAGUCAUCAGUCGAGUGCUCACCAUUGCUCCACUUGCAUCUUCUAGUUUUUCACAAUGAAUGUCUUGCAUUCUAGCAUCGUCUUCUGCCUGAUCCUGAGCGCUGUUCAGGCUGGGAUUAUUGCCAGCCAUCCAGAUGAACUGAUUGCCAGUCCUGCCCAGUACGAGUUCCACUACUCGGUCCACGACAGCCACACUGGCGACGUUAAGGACCAAUUCGAGCACCGACGGGGCGAAUAUGUUACGGGUCGCUAUUCCCUCAUUGAACCCGAUGGUCACCGGCGCAUUGUGGACUAUACCGCCGAUCCGCUACUGGGCUUCAAUGCUCAAGUUCGUCGGGAACCCAUUUCUCGCUAUUGAGAUGGGUUCUUGAGGAAGUGAUAAAGAACCUAACCUGCUGACCGGAUACGAUAUGGCUAACUUAACUUAUGAAACUAUGAUGGAAAGGCGUGUAUUCUUAGAAUAAAAUCUAAAGGCUGUUCAUUUUAUAUUGACUUG
Messenger RNA from Drosophila suzukii, 597 nucleotides. Its product is annotated as larval cuticle protein A2B. The record is from RefSeq and is a predicted model, not a curated record. Gene Ontology annotation, cellular component: extracellular matrix. Lineage: Eukaryota; Metazoa; Arthropoda; Insecta; Diptera; Drosophilidae.